This is a messenger RNA of Trematosphaeria pertusa, 765 nucleotides long. Its product is annotated as N-terminal nucleophile aminohydrolase. Bases 1 to 765 code for a protein of 254 amino acids. The record is from RefSeq and is a predicted model, not a curated record. Gene Ontology annotation, biological process: ubiquitin-dependent protein catabolic process. The transcript is spliced from 5 exons. Gene Ontology annotation, cellular component: nucleus; proteasome core complex, alpha-subunit complex; cytosol. Lineage: Eukaryota; Fungi; Ascomycota; Dothideomycetes; Pleosporales; Trematosphaeriaceae.
AUGUCUGGAAGCGCAGGCUACGACAGACACAUCACCAUCUUCUCUGACCAAGGCCGGUUAUACCAAGUCGAAUAUGCAUUCAAGGCAAUCACGGCCGCGAACAUCACAUCCGUCGGCGUACGCGGCAAGGACUGCGCAGUAGUCAUCUCGCAAAAGAAGGUGCCCGACAAGCUGAUCGAUCCCUCCUCCGUCUCGUACAUCUACAAGCUCUCGCCGUCGGUUGGAUGCGUCAUGACAGGGUCCAUAGCCGAUGCCAGGGCCUCUGUCAACCGCGCACGGGGUGAAGCUGCCGAGUUCCGCUACAAGUUCGGAUACGAGAUGCCCUGCGACGUGCUGGCCAAGAGGAUAGCCAACAUCAGCCAAGUCUACACCCAGCGGGCUUACAUGCGGCCGCUCGGUGUCGCCACCACCCUCAUCUCGCUGGACUCAGAAUUCGGCCCGUCGCUGUACAAGUGCGAUCCCGCAGGCUACUAUGUCGGCUACAAGGCAACGGCGUCGGGGCCGAAGACGCAGGAGGCACUCAACUUCAUGGAGAAGAAGCUGAAGAACAAGGAGUGCUGCGAGGGCAGCUGGGAGGACGUCGUCGAGCUCGGCAUCACCGCCCUGAGCACCGUCCUCUCCGUCGACUUCAAGAAGGGCGAGUUGGAGGUGGGCAUCGUGGGGGGUCCCAGGGCCGACGGCCAGGAGGGCACAGACCCGCAGUUCAGGGCUCUGACGGAGGAUGAAAUCGACGAACGACUGCAGUCCAUUGCCGACAAGGACUGA